Messenger RNA from Sitophilus oryzae (rice weevil), 6379 nucleotides. RefSeq names its product embryonic polarity protein dorsal-like. Gene Ontology annotation, molecular function: DNA-binding transcription factor activity; DNA binding. Gene Ontology annotation, cellular component: cytoplasm. Bases 577 to 2943 code for a protein of 788 amino acids. Gene Ontology annotation, biological process: non-canonical NF-kappaB signal transduction; response to cytokine; regulation of DNA-templated transcription. The transcript is spliced from 8 exons. NCBI's taxonomy places the organism in Eukaryota, Metazoa, Arthropoda, Insecta, Coleoptera, Curculionidae. The record is from RefSeq and is a predicted model, not a curated record.
AACCGAAAACCGAAUAACAGCAGUCGCAAACCACUCGCAGGAGCGCCUAUCACGCCCGCAACGGCAACCCGCGCCACACGCAACGUUGUCACAUCUCGUUCGCAACCUCGAAAUAACCUAAGCCCGAGUCGCUUCUAGGAAUCGGACCAGCAGCGUCCUAAAAAUAACAACGUCGUUCUCCGUUCCUGCUGCCGUUCGUUUUUCUUUUAUUUCGCCGAGAACACGGAUCAAGUGUGCGCGCCAACGGGACUAAAUUUAAACGUUCCUGCAUACUGUUUAGCACGCGUAAGUAAGUAAAGCACGGAAAAGUGUCCGAAGAAUAAAAAUUCGCGCGUUGUUGUUUUGAUUAGCGUACAUUUAUUGUGUUGUUUGUUGUUUUGUUGUUGUUAAGUGACCGUUAACGAGGAAAGUCGGUGCUGGAAGUGUAUUUGUACGACCUUGAAAAGUUUUUAGCGCGCGCCUUGAUUGGAUUUUAGCAUGCCGCUAAGUAAGGACCCGGUGUGGUAAAUGCGAAAGAAAGAGCAUCAUCAUCAAUCACCAUCAUUCCGCUAGACUUGCGACACAUUUUCUAUAAACAUGGACGAAAACGAUAUAGAUGCCAGUAGUCCAUUGAGGAAUUCAUAUGAUGCUACUCACCUGAGUGAUGUCAUUGACGUUAUCAGAGAAAACGACCCGGACUUCAGAGAGUCCUCCAGUGACCCAGCGCGCCCUCUACCGUCGUCCAUGUCGUACAACGGAGGCGGUGAGAUACCCUUGCCACCCCAGCCACAACAUCCCCCCAAUACCGGAGCCCGCCGAAGGCAGCAGGCCUAUGUUAGAAUUAUAGAGCAACCUGCAUCGAAAGCCUUAAGGUUUCGGUAUGAGUGCGAAGGUCGGUCGGCUGGCUCCAUUCCAGGAGCGAGCAGUACGCCGGAAAACAAGACAUAUCCAGAGAUCCAGGUGGAAGGAUACCGGGGGAAAGCGGUAGUCGUAGUUUCUUGUGUUAUGAAAGAUCCGCCUUAUGCGGUUCAUCCCCACAAAUUAGUAGGUAGGGAAGGAUGUAGAAAAGGAGUUUGUACCUUACAUAUACCUCAAGACACGAUGAGAGUCCAGUUCUCGAAUUUGGGCAUUCAGUGCGUUAAGAAAAGGGACAUCGAGAGUUCGUUGAGGACUAGGGAAGAGAUUAAAGUCGAUCCUUUUAGGCAACAUUAUCACCACAAAAAUCAACCUACCUCAAUAGACCUCAACGCAGUCCGAUUGUGCUUUCAGGUGUUCAUAGAGGGCGACACGCCUGGGAAGUACAGCGAACCGCUGAAACCCGUAGUCAGCGACAUAAUUUAUGACAAAAAGGCAAUGUCCGACUUGACAAUAAUCAAGCUGUCACAUUGUGUCAGUUAUGUCAAUGGUGGUGGAAAGGAUAUAAUAUUGUUGUGUGAAAAGGUCGCAAAAGAAGAUAUCGAAAUCCAUUUCUUCGAAAUGGAAAACGACAAGCGGGUGUGGAGUGCCAAGGCCGAUUUCCAGCCGUCACAAGUCCACAAGCAACACGCCAUCUGGUUCAAAACGCCGCGCUACAAAACGCUGGACGUCACCGAACCUGUCAAAGUCUUCAUCCAACUCUACAGGCCAUCGGACCAGGUCACCAGCGAGCCCUUACCCUUCGAACUGCUCCCUGUCAACUCAGGUAGGACGCCGUAUUGGUCCCUUAAGCACGGCCUCGCCCACAAGAAGGCCAACUACGAUUUGUUCAAUAGCAUACUGACCAACGACAUCAAGUUGGUCGCUAAAAGACAGUUGAAUAGUUCAGGACUUGAUAAAAUCGAGGAAACGAACAACAACGAAACUAAUAUUCCGAAUUACGCGGACGUUAAAAAGAGUAAACUGGACGAUGACGUUAUUUUAGUCUCUAGCCCGGAAACCGUCUCGGAACCGGCAGAAGAAAAGUCUUUCGGUGACGAUCUUAUCAACCAAGCUGACGCGAUAUAUUCAGACACCCACAAGCUUCUAAACGAAAAUGUUCCGGUUAAUAUACCAAAACCUCCCUUCGGACCUCCCCAGGAUGAGUCUUUCGAUGACGCGCGCACUUAUUCCAGUUUACAGCUCGCUUUCAAAAACCCUCUUUCUUUAGAAGUCCAUCAAAGAUACGAGGACAUAAUUAUCAACCCUCCUAGUCCAAGAAUUAGCGUAGCUCCUACAGUACUACCUCCGAAACCUGCUCCUAAAGUUACACCACCUCCGAAACGCGAUAACGACUCUACUUUACCUCCUCUACCUCCUAAGCGUACUAAGAAACUUGAAACUUACAUCGGAGGGUCUAUGACGAGCAUUCAGCUGACUGGAAAGCAAGCAGAUGUUCUCUUAACUCGUUCAGGGAGCAUGAGGUCUACUUCAGUUAGUCGUACGCAGUCAUUUAACUUGCAACGUCCUAAAUCACAGGGUGAGCUUUCCCCGCCAGGCAAAAGCCUUCCGCCGGUACCAAACGCUUCUGCCACACUACCGAACCCGAAGAAACGUGGCUUCUUUUCAAAACUUUUCGGCCGGAAGUCUUCAAAGGUAAACACACCCGCACCGUCGCGUGAAACCAGCGUGACCCGAUCGUGUCACAGUUCUAAAUCCCUCCAGGUCGACCAAACCCUUUCGAAAAGCUCAGGGAAUAUCUCCACUCACUCUUCUAAUAGUAUACGGAUUAGAUUAAAAGACGAUAGUCCUCCACCGAACACUAGUACUGCUACAUCCCUAUCAGUUACGCCUAUACCUACAUCGAAUCAGCUGUUUCCCACUGCACCAAUGUACGACGAAGAUCUAGACUUGCAGAUGGAUUUGACGGAGGCUGAGAACUACGCGCUGUACACCGCGAUGGCGCCACAAGCGACUCAGAGCGAGUUCGACGAGUUUAGUUGUUACUAUGCCCCGGUAGAGGGCGGUAAAAUUCUUACCAGCGCCGAGAGGUUAACGGGAAAAACGUAAUAUCCAGUAUACUCUUAUCAUCGAAUUAUCAUUGAAUAGAUAUCUUACCAAGAUAUCUAUUCAAAAUAUCAUGGCAUUUAAUUUAUUAACAAUUAUUUGUUAUUCGAUAAAGAGAAUAAUCAACAUGAAUAUAUUCAAACGAGAAAGGUCUUUAAGAACAUCACAGUUCAUCACAGUUAUAUAAGGUCUUAGCAACUAAUUUCAGACAUGUUUAACUUUGGAGUUAAAAAAAGAUAAUCUUUUGAAAAAAAGAUUAUCGUUUUUUAAGACAGUUUAAAGGAAAUUAUUUAUUUUAUUUAAAAAAAAAAUUCUGCGCUCAGUUAUUUUAAGUUAAAUAAGAGAGUUUGCUGUAAGAAACAAAAAUUGGCAUUCAAUUGGCAAUUCAAAACGAACAACAACGAAACAAUCCAAAUUACGCGGACGUUAAAAAGAGUAAACUGGACGAUGACGUUAUUUUAGUCUAUAGCCCGGAAACCAUCUCGGAACCGAUAGAAGAAAAGUGUUUCGGUGACGAUCUUAUCAACCAAGCUGACGCGAUUUAUUCAGACACCCAUAAGCUUCUAAACGAAAACGUUCCGGUUAAUAUACCGAAACCUCCGUUCUGGUCUCCACAGGAUGAGUCUUUCGAUGACGCGCGCACUUAUUCCAGUUUACAGCUCGCUUUCAAAAACCCCCCUUCUUUAGAAGUUCAUCAAAGAUACGAGGACAUAAUUAUCAACUCUCCUAGUCCGAGAAUUAGUGUAGCUCCUACAGUACUACCUCCUAAACCUGCUCCUAAAGUUACACCACCUCCUAAACGCGAUAACGACUCUACUUUACCCCCUCUACCUCCUAAGCGUACUAAGAAACUGGAAACUUACAUCGGAGGGUCUAUGACGAGCAUUCAGCUGACUGGAAAGCAAGCCGAUGCUCUCUUGACUCGUUCAGGGAGCAUGAGGUCUACGUCAGUUAGUCGUACGCAAUCGUUUAACUUGCAACGUCCUAAAUCACAGGGUGAGCUUUCCCCGCCAGGCAAAAGCCUUCCGCCUGUACCAAACGCAUCUGCCACACUGCCGAAUCCGUAGAAACGUGGCUUCUUUUCAAAACUUUUCGGCCGGAAGUCUUCAAAGGUAAACACACCCGCACCCUCGCGUGAAACCAGCGUGACUCGAUCGUGUUACAGUUCUAAAUCCCUCCAGGUCGACAAAACCUUUCGAAAAGCUCAAGACAUAUCUCCACUCACUCCUCUAAUAGUAUACGGAUUAGAUUAAAAGACGAUAGUCCUCCUCCAAACACCAGUACUGCUACAUCUAUAUCACGUUACGCCCAUACCUACGUCGAAUCAGUUGUUUCCCACUGCACCAAUGUACGACGAGGAUCUACGUAGACUUGCAGAUGGAUUUGACGGAAGCUGAGAACUACGCGCUGUACAACGCGAUGGCGCCACAAGCGACUCAGAGCGAGUUUGACGAGUUUAGUUGUUUUUUAGUAAAAUUCUUACCAGCACCGAGAGGUUGACAGGGAAAACGUAAUAUCCAGUUUACUCUUAAACGGAUCCGUAUUACCAAGAUAUCUCUAUUCAAAAUAUCAUGGCAUUUAAUUUAGUUAACAAUUAUUUGUUAUUGGGUGAAGAGGAUAAUCAGCUUGAAUAUAUUUAUUAACAAACGAGAAAGAAAUACGAGUUUUUAAGAUUACAGUUUUAUAAGGUCUUAGCAACUAAUUUCAGACAUGUUUAACUUUGGAAUAAAAAAAGAUAAUUUUUUGAAAAAACAAAGAUAUAGUUUCAAGUAUAUUAUUUAUUUUAUUUAAAAGUCUUUUGCACUUAGUUAUUUUAAUUUAAGUAGGUGAGUUUGGUGUAAGAAACAAAAUUGAUCGUAUUAGAUGUCAUUUAAAUAAAAGCUCAUUUAUUAUACAGUUUUCUAAUAAUAAUUUUAGCUUAUUAGCUUUCCUAUCUAAAAACUAUUGAUUUGAAUAUAAUUAGGAGAUAUUCACUCAUAUAAUAGGAAAUUACUAUUUUUUAAGCGUAUACUUAGGGUAUUUCCUAAAUUUUUAAUAUCUGUACCCUAGAAGCAAACUACCUACAUUAAGUCCAAAAUUGGCAUAUUUGAGUCACUCCAAAAAAUAUUGGUAUAAUUUAUUUAAAAAAUAGUUUUACAAUUCAUUUAAGUUCAAAAUAAGUUGUUCAUAUACCAAAUAUUACAAUCAUAGGUUUAAAAAUACACGAGUAAUUAAGAAAUAACUUCAAAAAAAAUUAAUGCAAUUAUUAAAUUGUAUUAGAAAUAUACAAUUAGUUGCAGUAAAAUAGGUAUAGAAUUUUAAUCUUAAGAACUCUUGUUUCUUCUCUUUUAUGUCUAAUUAUUGUUUAAUUGAAUUUGUCAUGAUUAUUUUUUAAAUUACAUUUGUAUGAUAAAAUGUAUUUACUAUGACUAUGACUAUGUAAAUAUAUAAAUUCAAGAAUUCUCUUUAUUUACUAAUGACAUUAAGGUCAAAUUAAAGUAACCAUAAAAUACGUAUUUUCAACCAAAUAAUUACCAUUACUUAAAUAAUAUACCACUUUACAUAUAUCUGUAAAGUAGGACCCAAAUAUUAUGAUAUAACUCUUAGAAUUAGAAUCGAUGUCACUUUUUAAUUAUUUUUUAAUUCUUAUUUUAUUUAACUCUUUUUUGUUUUGUUGUUUUAUAUAUUUUAUGCAUUUUUUUGUUUGUUUUGUAGUUAGUGAUAAAGAUUUUAAGAGAAAGAGGCCCAAAUUCGACCAUAGCGAUGUUAUUAAUCGAUUGUCUGAUCAGGAUCGUAAGUUUUAUUUUAUUUAAUUCUGUACAUUUUUGGUGGUGGGCAUCGGACGCAUAAAAAUGAAAAAUUAUUUUCAUUAUUAUUUUCAUGAUGUAAAAUGACACUCAAACAAUCUUUGCAGAUGUAAAAAGUAUAUCAUAAUUUAAUAACCAUUUUAAUUGCACAUAUCAUCAAAAGAUUCAGUGAGUUCAUUUUAUACCUUUUAUAUAUCUAUAAUUCUAAAAAAUAACAUAACAAUAUUAAAAUUAUUCUUGUCUGUGUUCCUGUUAUUUCUAUUUUGCUAAAUCCGCAACAGCAAAUAAUUAAACUCAUCAUAUUCAAAUCUUACGUGCCUCAACAAAGAAAAGUGAAUCAUUCAUUUCUAAAUUAUGUCAACGUACAACCACAGAUUAGGUAUACUAUAUGUAUGCAGAUAAAAAUCUUAUCCCUAAUUCGUGGUACGAAAAUUGUUUUUUAUGACGAUGUGCAAACGAGUAAAAUAACAAUAAACAGCGUAAUAGAGAGAUAUCGUUAAACCGAAUAGCGGACAUGGACGUUAAUAUUAUAUAGGCCAGGUGUUAUUUCCUUUACGUGAGGUGGUAUUAACUCUCUUCAUUUAUAGUUAUCGGACCGGAAAGAAUUCUGUUCGCGUCGCGUCCGCUAUUUAAACUUAACCUAACUUUGAAUU